AUGAAGUUUCUAUUUAUUUUCCUCUUUCUAGUUCCUCUAGUAUUUACACUUGGCUCUCUCGCAGAUUAUGCUGGCGAGAAUCGAGAGCAGAAUCCGAAGGAGUGUUUCUUCAAAGCUAUGGAGUCUGUUGAAAGAAGUAGGUUCCACCCAAAACCACACACCGAUGAACAAAUCGAAAAUGCUCGAGUUAUUGUCAAGGAUUGUAUUGAUAGAAUUGCAAAAAUCAACGACAAAGUCGAUGUGGUGAAAGAUGAGUUAAGUGACAAAAUUUUCGAUUCAUAUAAGAUUUAUCAAACUCAACUUUUACCGUGCGGCCUGAAAUUCAAAAUGAGAGAAUCGUGGGAUGACGAAAAAGACGAAAAAUGCUGGAUUUCUACUGGACUAAAGCCGGGCGAUUAUUUCUGCAAUGAUAGUUGGGGAGCUGACGGUUGUAUGAUCGAUUUGUGGAGAAAAGAAUGCGGUGAAGAGGCGGUGCAAGGAUCACGCAAAGUACAUCCAUUUUUGAGCAAACGCCAGCAAGAAUGUGUUGAUUUAUAUUCUCAUAAGUUUUGA
Caenorhabditis angaria is the source of this 552-nucleotide messenger RNA. The record is from the annotation of a GenBank genome assembly. NCBI's taxonomy places the organism in Eukaryota, Metazoa, Nematoda, Chromadorea, Rhabditida, Rhabditidae.